This is a messenger RNA of Hermetia illucens (black soldier fly), 737 nucleotides long. RefSeq lists its product as uncharacterized. The transcript has 2 exons. Bases 143 to 613 code for a protein of 156 amino acids. The record is from RefSeq and is a predicted model, not a curated record. Lineage: Eukaryota; Metazoa; Arthropoda; Insecta; Diptera; Stratiomyidae.
CGCAGCUAAGUUGGCAAAAAUGUACUUCAAAUCAUUUAAAACCAAACAAACCAAGGCAGUUCAUGUAGGAAGAAAAAUUCGGAAAAAGUCUCAUAUUUAAGUAUAUUUUAGUUGAAUUGGAUUAUUUAAAAUCUUGAAGAAAAUGCCGGAAGAUAGUAGAAUAUUGUACCAUGAAAAGAUACACGCUGAGUUGGGUCGCAUUAUGCAUUCAAUCGCAAACCAAACAGUUAAGAUUCGUCAGAUUGUAGCAAAAAUAUCUUCAAUUCUAUUGAAAUUGGACUGCGUACCCCUCGAGCAAUCAAGGUCACCAAACGAAACGAUUUGCCACUACAAAAUUAACAAUGCAAUCUACCAUAUGACCAAUAUCGUCGAGAAAUACGAUCGAAUUAAACAGGACAUAUUCAAUCAAAGUGAAUUUGAACUGAACGACAGAUUCGAGGAAUACCUACUGCUUUCGAUAAGAAGAAUUGAAUAUUUGAAAACAAUCGCUCGACGUUUGUCGGCAGUAGCUGAUAAUAUAACAAGAAUCUACGGUGAAAUAUCGCAGGAGGAUCAAACAGACACGGAUUUAGAUUCAUCGUAUGCAAGUAGUGGCGAAAAUGUUUCCAGUUAGGGAGAAGAGGCAGCAUGUAAUAAAGUUAUUAGAGCUGAUAGGCGUGGAAGUCAACGUGAAUGAAAUGAGUGAAAUUUGAGUACUGAUUGUUAUUUACCGAGUAAUAAAAAUAUUAUCAUGAAUA